This is a messenger RNA of Protopterus annectens (West African lungfish), 1898 nucleotides long. It is a transcript of the gene HAT1, whose product is annotated as histone acetyltransferase 1. The transcript is spliced from 11 exons. The record is from RefSeq and is a predicted model, not a curated record. Gene Ontology annotation, molecular function: histone H4 acetyltransferase activity; histone binding. Gene Ontology annotation, cellular component: nucleus. The coding region runs from base 124 to 1350 and encodes 408 amino acids. NCBI's taxonomy places the organism in Eukaryota, Metazoa, Chordata, Ceratodontiformes, Protopteridae. Gene Ontology annotation, biological process: subtelomeric heterochromatin formation.
CUCCCCUUCUAACCUUGCCGCGGGACACAAGUAGGAGCUGCUGUAAACGGAAACACAUGAGGAACUGGGAAGUAGAAGGAGAGCGCGAGUGAUUAAUACUGCCUGUCUGUUUGCAGUGUAGAAAUGGCGGAUUUAAGUGCUAUGGAGAAGAAGUUGGCAGAGUACAAAUGUGAUACAAAUGAAGCAGUUAAAUUGAAACUUGUCCGCUUCCAAGAGGAUGUGGAAGAUGACAGCACAACAUUUAACCCGGAAUACACACACCAGGUUUUUGGAGAUGAUGAGAUUGUCUUUGGCUACAGAGGUCUUCAGAUCCAGUUGUUCUAUACUGCUGGCAACCUAAAUACCUUCUUUCGCAUCCUCUUUUCUUCUAAAGUCACCGAAAAGUUUGACUGUGUGGAGGCUGAUGAUAUUGAAGGCAAAAUACGUGAAAUAAUUCCUUCUGGGUUUUCCACAAAUAUUGAUAAUUUUAUUUCUUCAUUGGAGAAGGAAGCUAAUUUCAAACCCUUUGGGACAUUACUUCAUACAUACUCUGUCCACAAUGAGGAGGCAGGAGAAGAUGUCACCUACCAAAUAUACAAGGCUGACUUGACAUGUCCUGGGUUUCGAGAUUAUCAUGAGAGGCUUCAGACCUUCUUGAUAUGGUUUAUUGAAACAGCAAGCUUUAUCGACGUGGAUGAUGAAAGAUGGGACUACUUCCUGGUAUUUGAGAAGUAUAAUAAGGAUGGAGCGACACUUUUUGCGACUGUAGGCUACAUGACAGUCUAUAAUUACUACGUGUACCUAGACAAAACCCGGCCACGUGUAAGUCAAAUGUUGAUUCUGCCCCCAUUUCAAGGAGAAGGCCAUGGUACUCAACUUCUGGAAGCAGUUUAUCGGUACUAUAUGUCUCUUCCCAGUGUACUUGAUGUCACAGCUGAGGAUCCAUCAGAUAACUAUAUAAAGCUAAGAGACUUUGUUCUUUCUAAACUUUGUCAAGAUUUGGCAUCAUUUUCCUCUGAAAAAUUAGUACAGGGAUUCAGUCAAGAAAUGGCAAAAGAAGCUCAACUCAAGUUCAAAAUAAACAAGCAACACUCUAGGAGAGUUUAUGAAAUCCUUCGCUUACGUGCAGUAGAUAUGAGUAAUCCAGCACAAUCAAAAGCUUAUCGACUUGACAUAAAAAAGAGGCUGAUCAGCCCAUUUAAGAAAAACCAAAGGGAGCUUACAAAAAUGAAAAAAUGCCUCAGACCUGAGGAGCUGUCCAAUCAGAUGAGUCAGGUGGAUUUGAUGGUACAGCAUGAAACUCUAGAGAAAAAUUAUCAGCAGCUUGUAUCAGAUUAUCGUCGAAUUAUCGAACGUCUUGCAGAAGCAUGAUGCAGAGAAAACCAUGUAAUGAGUGUAUUUACCAUUUCUGCCUGUAUUAGGUAGCUGGUGCUACUUACUGUUACUUGGGAAAAGGCAUUCAAGAUUAAUAGCAUGAUCUCUUAUCACUUCCAUUUUAUUGUUCAUUAUGGUUAAAACACCUUUUUAAUGAAUUGUGCUAUAUUUCAAAACUUAACCGACCUUGAUUCAUAUAAUGCCGAAGCAGUCAUUUUGUACAUUGAAUAAUACGUCAAACUAUAUUCGUAUUUUUUAUGUUUGAAUCUCAUGAAAAGUGCAGGACUAAACUACAUUGUGGUGAUCUUGCGUGUUGCGGUGAAGCCUACAAGCGACCAUGCUAUUAAAACAGAAAUUGUAUAUCUACUCUUCAUUAUUGCAUUUGUACAUAGAAAGCAGAGAUGUGGUACAAGAUUGUCUUUUGCAAAGAUUUUUUGAAUUUCUUCCUACAGUAACUUAAUUUGUAAAUGUGGAUUCAUGCAUUCCUGCACUAUUAACAGUAUUUUUACGUGCCAGAUCAAUAAAUGUCGAUUACUGUGAUUAAA